AUGUACAAUGGUAGCGGUGUACAGGAAGGUAUAGAUGAUAUGCUUGCCCUUUAUACCUUUCUUGGUUCGAUUCUUUUCAUUGUUGCGUUUGUAUGCUUUAUGAGUUGCAUUCGUGUAGUAGUGGAGGUGUUAUUGGAACAGCGAAGCGAGGAGCCGUCGACGAACGGUCAAAAUAAAAUUCAGCGUUACGGAUUCAAAAUCGGCGAUGCUAUGCCCAGUAAUCCUUUGGUACGAAGGUUUCGUCGUUUGCUAACUGAAGGAGGGAGCACUGGCAAUGCCCUGGUUAAUUCCUCAAAGGCGCGAGGGGCUACGUCUGACGAUGUAGUGAUAUGCCAUCGUUGCAAUCAACACAUUCGAUUAGCAAUUUUGAAAAGCCACAUAAUGCCCACAUCAUCUCAACCACUUCCAUUAAAUCUACAUCAUACUUCCCAUGAGCUACCAAAACUUACCAAGGCAGUACUUGCAGAGAAUACUGUUGGUACGUUGGAUGCCUAUCAAACUCCUUCUGAUGACCCAGCGGUUAUUUUGUUACCUUGCAACCACUGCGUGUGCUAUGCAUGUUUGGGUUUGUCCGCGAGACCUGUGGCGGAAGAUAUUGACCCUUCAUCGUUCGAAAAUCUACCAAAUACGCCAUCGAUGUCGCCGACCAUGGUGCCAUUUGUAUCCCAAACAGCGGAAGACGCUGCCCCCAGUGCUGCGCCUGUCCAGGAUGUUGCAGCGGAGGAGGCAGGGGACACCGCUCUCAUGCGAGUACGGACAAACACGUCUGAGGUGAAUAAUGCCACGGGUUUGGAGGCAUCGCAAGUGCCGGUAUGCCCUCCCAAUCAGACUGUCUCAGUUAACAACCAUACCGAUUUCACCCUUGAAGAGGCUAUUGCCAAAUGUUUUAGUAGGGACAAAUGCACUUCAUGUGGACAGAAGAUAUCUGAAUAUUUAUUAACAUCUAAAGUUCGGUUGAUAUAG
This is a messenger RNA of Phytomonas sp. EM1, 963 nucleotides long. Lineage: Eukaryota; Euglenozoa; Kinetoplastea; Trypanosomatida; Trypanosomatidae. The record is from the annotation of a GenBank genome assembly.